AACGACUGGUUCACAAAUCGGACAUUGCUCGUUAAGGCCUGAGGUGGUGUGUUAGCUGCUAAAUAACGGGUGUCCGUUAUUACUUAUGAAAGUUUUGAUUUUGUCGUUUUCAUUUUUCAGAACUUUUCUGCUUUACUAUCCACGUUUGGUUCAGGAAUACUUAAAUGACUUUAAUUUGAACAUCGUCACACGGUAGAGGCCUGAAGAAGGAUUAUUGCAACAUCGAGGCCUUCGAACUGUUUCUGUGCGAACUGAAGUGAUAAACACCUCCGCAUAAGCAUGUUUAAAGGCAAAACCGCAUGGUUCUCCAGCAGUGUUGGACAGGGGGUAACCAGCUUCUGGGUUUCUGAAGGGGGAGCUCUUUCAUCCUGGAAAACAGCAAAUUACCUCUUCAGUGAUGAUGCCUCUUCUGAAGACACUAAAAGGAUAUAUCACAGCGAGGACUAUGUAAAUAACAGGGCAACAGUUUUCCACAGCAAUUUCCUGUCAGCAUGUAAACCUCGCCAGAGUGUAAAAUCUGUGCCUAUUGGCCACUAUGUGCUUCCCCCAGAGUCCAUCCAGAAUGAAAUGAGAGUGGUAACUGGAAGGUUUAUUUGGGAAAAGGAUGAACAGGUGAUGUGUGAAGAACAAUUAAAAACCGAAGUGUCUGAAGGCAGUCUGUCUGAUGAGACUGAAGAUCAACCAGUGAGAGAGAAGAACAGCCAGGAUGAUUACCAGGCUGUUGCAUCACCGAACAAAGUGUGUUCAUGCUGUGAGAUGCGGCAAUAUCCUGUUAACAACAUGAUCUCAGGAUAUGCUCAUAUCGAUCAAAUGAAGAAGUAUUCAGGGGAACUUUAUGAUUUUCUUCCCUCCCUCCAUGGCCAUAAUGUUUCAAGAUCUAAUAAUGUGACACCUCCUUAUUGUCACAAAGAAAUGUAAUACUGUAUAUUGUGUAAAUUCACUUCUCGUUGUUUCAUAUGUUUCACUGACAGAAGUAUUUAAUGCAACUGGGUGUUCAUUUUCAGUUUCUCAUAUGAAUCUGCUUCUUCAGUAAAUCACACUUUACCCAGCAAUAUGAAAUCCAAUCCCUGUAUGUGAACAGAGGUGAUUUGACAUAGGUUACAGAGAAUAACAAUAGUAAUAUUAAAAGUACAUACUUGAAA
Molecule: messenger RNA, 1142 nt
Organism: Megalobrama amblycephala (Wuchang bream)
Lineage: Eukaryota; Metazoa; Chordata; Actinopteri; Cypriniformes; Xenocyprididae
Gene: terb2
Product: telomere repeat binding bouquet formation protein 2
Exons: 7
Coding region: 280-918 (212 amino acids)
Biological process (GO): meiotic attachment of telomere to nuclear envelope; homologous chromosome pairing at meiosis
Cellular component (GO): nuclear inner membrane
Source: RefSeq, a predicted model, not a curated record